AUGGUCCUCCCCCAGCUCCUCGUCGGCAAAGUAGCUGCCAUCACCGGCGGACUAACAGGAAUCGGACGGGCCAUCGCCCUCGAUUACCUCCGCCACGGCGCACAGGUAGCCGUGAACCACCUCGGCGUGGCGAACGAGGAGCCCCUCGUCGAGGCUCUCCGCAACGACGCCGCAGAGAUCGUGGGCCAGGACGAGCUGGCGAAGCGCCUGGUGACUGUUCCCGGAGACAUUUCACUGCCCGAGACAGGCUCGCAGUUUGUCUCGCGGACGGUGGAGGUUUUCGGCCGACUGGAUGUGUUUGUGAGCAAUGCGGGGGUGUGCAAAUUUGCUGAAUUUCUCGAACUUGAACCAUCUCUCCUCGGACAAACGGUGUCUAUCAAUCUCUCUGGAGCGUUUUACGCCACGCAAGCCGCCGCCCGCCAAAUGGCCCUGGCGCAGAGUCCCCCCGGCGGCUCGAUCAUCGGAAUCAGCUCCAUCUCCGCGCUGGUCGGCGGCGGGCAGCAGACACACUACACGCCCACCAAGGCCGGGGUGCUGAGUCUGAUGCAGUCCACCGCCGUCGCGUUGGGCAAGUACGGGAUCCGCUGCAACGCCUUGCUGCCGGGGACGAUCCGCACGCAACUCAACGACGAGGACAUGAGCAACGAUGAGAAGCGCCGCUACAUGGAGGGCCGGAUUCCGCUGGGGAGACUCGGUCAGCCGCGGGAUCUGGCUGGGCCGGCGGUGUUUCUUGCUUGCGAGGAGUUGAGUGGUUACGUGACUGGUGCACAGUUAUUGGUGGAUGGAGGGUUAUUUGUCAAUCUGCAGAUAUUGUACGCCGUCAUGGCAGUCUCUCCCCACACCAUCUUCUUCUCCUCCUCACUCAAACCACGUCUUUCCAACACCCCCUCGACUGUUCUCCUCCAGCGAGUCCAGGAGACUUCGUUCCCCCCUCCCCCGACAUUGCAGACCGGCCAGUCCGACCCAAACAUCACUCGCCGGGCGCCAAACGCGUCAAACACCACGUCCGUCCAGGGCUGCAGCCGGUCGACCAGCGCCGUGUAG
Penicilliopsis zonata CBS 506.65 is the source of this 1044-nucleotide messenger RNA. RefSeq lists its product as hypothetical. Gene Ontology annotation, molecular function: oxidoreductase activity, acting on the CH-OH group of donors, NAD or NADP as acceptor. The record is from RefSeq and is a predicted model, not a curated record. Lineage: Eukaryota; Fungi; Ascomycota; Eurotiomycetes; Eurotiales; Aspergillaceae. Bases 1 to 1044 code for a protein of 347 amino acids. The transcript has 5 exons.